AUGGAGUCUCUGGAUUUUACAAAAGCGCCCCCCGAGUUCCAGGAGGUCAAAUACCUUAGUGACAUUCUCCUCGUCACCUUAGCAUCGGGAUGGCUUGUGUGCUACUUUGCUACAAUCCGCACGGCGUUUUGUAGUAGAGCCUGUUGGAUGCCUCUGUUACCUCUCUCGUGUAAUGUAGCCUGGGAGCUGGUGUUUAUCACUCUUUAUCCACCACCUGGCUCACCCAUUCUUGGGUUCUGGUUAUUGGUAAACCUCGGCGUUAUCUAUUCUGCACUGCGAUUUGCACCGAGCAAAGCAAGUCAUCUCGCCGUGGAAAAGCAUUAUCUGCCCGUCUUGUUCGUCCUUGCUGUCGGGUUCUGGGCUUGGGGGCACCUCGCGCUUAUUGAACAAUUGAACCCUCUUCCAGCUUUCUACUAUGGCGGCAUGGCUUGUCAGCUCAUGACUAGUGCGGCCGCGCUCAGUGGGCUGGUAGACCAAGGUUCCACGCAGGGUGCGUCCUACACAAUAUGGCUCUCGCGCGUGAUCGGCACAUCAAGUGCCUUGGCCGGGCUCUUUUUCAGAGCACACUAUUGGCCUUCCCUGUGGGCAUGGGCAGACAAUGAACUCAUGAGAUGGCUCGCUGCCGCCUUUGUCAUUCUUGAUGGGGUGUACGGUGUCCAAUUUUGGCGUCUUCGCAGGUCCGAAAAUCAGCUCACUAUCGAUCAUGCCCACCGUAAGACGGAAUGA
This is a messenger RNA of Penicillium canescens, 726 nucleotides long. RefSeq lists its product as uncharacterized. Lineage: Eukaryota; Fungi; Ascomycota; Eurotiomycetes; Eurotiales; Aspergillaceae. Bases 1 to 726 code for a protein of 241 amino acids. The transcript has 2 exons. Gene Ontology annotation, molecular function: lyase activity. The record is from RefSeq and is a predicted model, not a curated record.